Molecule: messenger RNA, 1718 nt
Organism: Chinchilla lanigera (long-tailed chinchilla)
Lineage: Eukaryota; Metazoa; Chordata; Mammalia; Rodentia; Chinchillidae
Gene: Tmem125
Product: transmembrane protein 125
Exons: 3
Coding region: 439-1086 (215 amino acids)
Source: RefSeq, a predicted model, not a curated record
CCUGGAAACACCACCUGUUAAUCCCCCUCCUUCCAGGCUCACCUGCGUGCAGGUUAGGCAGGUGAAACAUCUCCCCGGAAACGAGCAAGAGCACCCCACCUGCUGGGCCCUUCCUGCUCAAAUCGGAUCCAGCACAUUCUCCUCCCUCCCAGGAACCAUCCGUGACAGCUGAGGCCAUGUGAGUUGGUCCUGAAUGAGGCUUUAUCUCUGGCGGUUGGUCCCAUCAUCCUCUGUGGCACCAGUUCCCUCGGCCAGCCAGGAUGGGACAGGCAACUGAGAGAGCCAGAGCCAGAGAGGUAAUGGUGACCUCCACCUGGGCUAAGAGGAAUGAGACUCUGGGCCUGCAGCUGACAAGCAGGAGGUGGAGGCACCAGGUCAUGGUUUGCACCCUCUGACCUCCGACACUGACCUUCUGCCCGGAUCCUGCCUGACCAAGCCAUGUCUGAACCAGCCCGAGCCCCAGCAGGCCAGGAGCUGCCUCCGGACAUGCUGGCAGAACAGGUGGAGCUUUGGUGGUCCCAGCAGCCUCGGCGCUCCUUGCUCUGCUUCAGCAUGGCAGUGGGCCUCGUGGCAGGCUGUGGCGCCGGUGGCGUGGCCCUGCUGUCCUCCACCAGCAGCCGCUCUGGUGAGUGGCGCCUAGCAACAGGCACCGUGCUCUGCCUGCUGGCCCUGCUGGUUCUGGUGAAGCAGCUGAUGAGCUCAGCCGUGCAGGACAUGAACUGCAUACGCCAAGCCCACCAUGUGGCCCUGCUGCGCAGCGGUGGAGGGGCCGAUGCCCUGGUGGUGCUGCUCAGUGGCUUGGUGCUGCUGGUCACUGGCCUGACCUUGGCUGGGCUGGCUGCUGCCCCCGCCCCUGCGCGGCCCCUGGCUGCCAUGCUAUCUGUGGGCAUUGCCCUGGCUGCCUUGGGCUCACUCUUGCUGCUGGGCUUGCUGCUGUAUCAAGUAUUUGUGAGCGGACACUGCCCUCCCAUCCAUGGGGCACCUCCUGCCCCCCACAGUGGCACUAGCAACAUCUUCAGCAUCUCAGGACAGUUGUCUGCUGGCCAGCGUCAUGAGACCACAUCCAGCAUCGCCAGCCUCAUCUGACCAGCUAGAGUCCUCCUUUGCACAACCUGCCUCAGUGUCCCCAGAUGCACUCCAGGGCAUGCAUCUGUAUGUGUACAUGUGUGUGAGCGUGUGUGUAUCCCAGGGCCUUCUGUGUACGUCAGCCCUUCUGUGGGAUUGUGUUAUCCAGAGCUCAUGUGUACCCACCUAUCCAUAGCACAGGGAGUGUGCCUUCUUAGAACUGCUGCAUGUUUGUGUCCAUGGACUAACCCUCUGCCUGUCUGGGAUCACAAGGCAGAGAAAGGUUUGUGAUCCCUGAAGAUUCUUGACUCUUAUUUCCAACACCCCUCAUCACUAGUCUGCCUUGUGACACCGGUCAGGAGUUUCCACAGGGAUGUCUUUUGCCCACCCCAGGACUGCACCAGUGACUGCUCAUCAAGCAGAGUUCUGCAGGCAAAUCAGAGGGAACAUGGGCUCCAGACUAAGAUUCACCCGGACUGGAGCCCGGCUUUGAUCUCCCACUUUGCACCUGGGCAACUUGAACAGUGACUUAGCCUUGCUAGGCUCAGGUUCUUGAAGUUCACGUUGCCAUUAACUGUGAGGAGUAAAUGUCACCAUGAAUGGAAGGACUGGCUCAUAGCAGAUGUGCAAUAAAAUGGAGGCUGCUGUUGUCA